This is a messenger RNA of Colletotrichum orchidophilum, 555 nucleotides long. RefSeq lists its product as uncharacterized. The coding region runs from base 1 to 555 and encodes 184 amino acids. Lineage: Eukaryota; Fungi; Ascomycota; Sordariomycetes; Glomerellales; Glomerellaceae. The transcript has 2 exons. The record is from RefSeq and is a predicted model, not a curated record.
AUGGUUCUGAUGUCGAUUCUCUUCGCCACCUUUGAGAUGAUGGCCGGGAACGCCGAGGCCGCGUCCCGGCAUCACCACCGCGCCGCGGCGAUGAUAGAGCAGUUUGUUCGAACUCCGGUUGAAGGAAGAGGACGGGACGGCGUCUCCAUUGAAAAGCUUUCUCUUUCUGAGCUCGAUUCCGCCUUGUUCAACACGUUGCAGAGAUUGGACACGUAUCCCUGGGCCAUGGGGUUCGGCGCCGAGGGGAUCCGCAUCACGGCGCAGGCACAGAUACAGCAUGCACAACAUCCCGUCAAGUUUCAGUACCAUCACCGAGGCGUCGCGGUGGUGGCACCUGACGCAACACGCCAUCAUGCACUGCCUCCACGGGCUGCUCAAACGUCAAGACAGCACAGAGAGCGCAACUCGCACCGCUGGUUCCAGGCCAUGAAACCCUCGAGUCGCUCUACGCCGAGAACCUCGCUGCUGUACCGGGACAUGAUUGGCCACGGCGCGCGGCAGCUGGCGCGGAAGCAGGCGCUCAACGGGCCUGCAGACGCUGGUGAGGGAGAAUGA